UGAGUUUAUAUCAAAUAGUCCGUAUUAAUUUUGAUACACCCUGUACGUCGGGUCUACGUGACUUUAGUGGCUCUUGGUACAAGUUAAUUUGUAUGCACUACGUCACACUCGGUACUCCCUGUGAUCGGACCCAUCAUUACAUUUUUUCCAACCGAAGCAGUAUCAACGUGGUUCUUAUCUUGAGGCGGAAACGAAGCACGUGGCUGAAUUUUUUCUCCCCCUUUAGGUUUCAUCUUGACAUUUUUCCUGUAUUCGGAAUGCCACCACGAAAACGAGCGGCGACCCAGAGAUCCCCGGCCAGGGGGAUCGGGAAAAAACGUAACCGCCGGACACCAGUUCAACUCCGGGAACGAAGCCCACCUCGCACCGCCACAUCUUGGACGGAUCGACAAGCCCCGGCAGAGGGGCAGUCACAGCCCCCUGAGGAGGCCCCUCAAUUUCCAAUGGAUAGUACACCGGAUAACCCGGAUGUGGUACAACACAAAGACGGUAAUUGUGUAAAUAAAUGGUUUUUUUUUUAACAAAGUAUGUUUACCAUACGUUGCAGUUUUUCAUGUGAUAGCCAUAUCUAUGAAAUAUAUUAUAUCAAUAUACCGUAGGAGAUCUGUCCAUCAAAUGUAUGUAGCAGGUGCUUCCUUUGUUAAAUCUGUUAUAUCUAUGCGCAUACGUCUUCGUGUUACGUGUUUUCCCUUCAAGACUACCAGUAUGAAGACGUGGUGGGCUUUCCUGUGUUGUUUCAUUGCAUACACUUGCAGUUUUAAUACAAAAGGUUCUCACACCUAUUCAAAAUGUGUGGAAAAUGUUGCUAUUGGAAAAUCAGUGUCGGUGAGUUCAACACACAGCGGGUUUCCACCCUCAAACGCUGUGAAUGGAUACCUCAAAGACUUCAUGCAUACAUCAGGGGAAGAAAGCAAUCCAUGGCUCACAAUAGACCUUGGAGGCACAUUUCUGGUACAACAGAUUGAAAUAUUCAACAGAGCGGAUUGCUGCGGUGCUCGUUUUCAUGAUGCGGAGGUGACAGUUGGGGAAUCCCUGGAUAACCUACAAUUCUGCGGUCAUUAUUCGGGACCAGCAAUGAACGGGGAGAGAAUAGCGAUGUGGUGUCCUCCACACACAAUUGCUCGUUUUGUUAAAAUCCAGAUUGUAAAAGGAACAGUGAGCGUAUUGCAUGUGGCGGAGGUCCUCAUUUGGGGAGUGCCUGGAGGAAAUUCUCUAUAUUCACUCCCGUCUACAAAUUGUAUGACCAAUGUUGCACUGGGGAAAUCUGUGACUGCAAGUACAUCAUACGGACACUUCCAACCGUCAAACGCUGUGAAUGAAUACAUCAAUGACUUCAUGCAUACAACUCGCGAAGGCAGACCGUGGCUUAUGAUAAAUCUUGAGGACAGAUUUCUAGUACACAAGAUUGAAAUCUUCAACAGAGCGGACUGCUGUGGUCAUAGGUUCCAUGACGUAGAUGUUAAAGUAGGAAUAUCUAAAUCAAAACUACAUGGUUGUGGACACUAUAGAGGGCCAGCUCAGAAGGGGGAAAAAAUAGUGGUGACUUGUCCUUCACACUCCAUCGCUCGCUUUGUCAAAAUCCAGAUUGUAAGAGGAGCACAUAAUGUCCUAAAUGUAGCUGACGUCAUUGUAUGGGGUGUACGUGACACAAGGCGGCGUCAGAUAAUUUCCACAUAAACAAAAAAAAAAAUCUAUUGUACAAUCAAUUACUCAUUCAAUUAUCUGAAAUAGUUUGAGUAAAAUUGUAAUUUGUUUGCUUUGAACUAAUAUUCAAUAAAUACUCUAGCAACUCUG
Molecule: messenger RNA, 1794 nt
Organism: Ostrea edulis (European flat oyster)
Lineage: Eukaryota; Metazoa; Mollusca; Bivalvia; Ostreida; Ostreidae
Exons: 6
Coding region: 571-1677 (368 amino acids)
Source: RefSeq, a predicted model, not a curated record